UAACUUUGUGAAGAGUGUGUGACAUCGUCAAGGAUUGGUUUCCAUUCCAUUUUAAUAAAACUAGCUGGUUCAUUUGUUACGGAAAAAAACAGGACUCGUUUAAAAAAAAGUCUGUUCGUUUGGGAAUAUGCCGAAGAAUAAAGGUAAGGGAGGAAAGAAUCGGCGACGUGGUAAGAACGAGAAUGAAUCAGAAAAGAGAGAGCUGGUAUUUAAAGAGGAUGGCCAAGAAUAUGCACAGGUGAUUAAGAUGUUGGGUAAUGGACGACUGGAAGCUAUGUGUUUUGAUGGAGUCAAGCGACUAUGCCACAUCCGAGGAAAGCUACGGAAAAAGGUUUGGAUCAAUACUUCAGACAUCAUCCUUGUGGGACUUCGAGAUUACCAGGACCAAAAAGCCGAUGUUAUCCUUAAGUACAAUGCAGACGAGGCCAGGAGUUUGAAGGCCUAUGGGGAGCUUCCUGAACAUGCUAAAAUCAAUGAGACUGACACAUUUGGACCUGGCGACGAUGAGGAUAUUCAGUUUGAUGACAUUGGAGAUGACGACGAGGACAUUGAUGAUAUCUGAAUCAGAACUAUUGUGUGCCAAGUCGUUUAUGCAGAGGAAAGUGGACAUUUCUAUACUGGCAGAGGCAGUGCAACCUUGCCAACAACUCCCUGCUUCCUCAAGUCUGAGGCAGCUCAUUUCCCUUCUCUUGAGACUGCUUUAAGCCUGGAAUCUGUCACUGAAAACAUCAGCACACCUACUUUAGUUCACACACUUCAUCUUUUUGUUAGUUGUAAUGCAUUUUUAUUCCAUCAUGUGGAAUUUACCCUCAAACUACAGAACACCAGAGUUUACAAUAAAAACUUGAAUCAUUUUA
This is a messenger RNA of Salvelinus fontinalis (brook trout), 857 nucleotides long. Its product is annotated as eukaryotic translation initiation factor 1A, X-chromosomal-like. Lineage: Eukaryota; Metazoa; Chordata; Actinopteri; Salmoniformes; Salmonidae. The transcript has 7 exons. Bases 128 to 562 code for a protein of 144 amino acids. The record is from RefSeq and is a predicted model, not a curated record. Gene Ontology annotation, molecular function: RNA binding; translation initiation factor activity. Gene Ontology annotation, cellular component: cytoplasm. Gene Ontology annotation, biological process: translational initiation.